AUGAAAAAGAAAAUCAUCAAGAAGAAAUCUGCUGCUGCUCCGGCUUCCAAAAUUCCAGAUGAUUUCGAGAUGCCAAUGGCUCGUGUAGCAGACGAAGAUGAUGUGGCGGAGGAUUACAAAGUUGUCGAUAUGUCUGAAAUUGCUGCUCCAAUUAUUGAAUUUGAAAUGCCAAAUUUGGUGGAAAAGUCGCCGGAAGAGUUCAAGAAUUCUGAAGUCACUGGAGAAGCUUCAAGAGAAGUUUCAGUCAAGACACCGAAGAAAGUCACCAAACGAGUUCGAAAGUCUUCCAAAACAGACAAAACCGAUCAAAUUCCUCUGACUGCUGAAAAAUUGAACAAUGAGUUAGUUGCAUUGCGUGCCACGUGCCUAACUGCAAAAAAUCAAUUAAUGUCGAGAAUCGUCAGACAGAAGAAACAAUUGGAAUCGAAAAAAUCGCAGAAAGUCGAUGGGAAAUCAAAAGAGGAACGAGAUCGGAAAAUUGCUCGACUUGUGGAAGAAAUUCUGGGAUUAAAGACUUUCGACAAGGAUUCAGUCGCAAAAUUCGCUGCCCUGAACACGAAAUCUCUCGCUGAGCUGAAAAUUAAUGGAAAAACAGAAGUUGCUGAAAGGCUUAUGUACAAGCUCGUAUGCCAGUCAAUUAUCGUCGAAAAAAUUCAGAGUAUUCGAGAAAAGUAUACGGAAUGGAACAAGACUGCCGCGUUUUUUAUGCAACGUCUUGGUCAACAAUAUGCAAAUAAACCAGAGAAAAAGUCAAAAAAAUCAACUGAAAAGAAAGAGCUCAAUAUCGAAAAUUUGGAAGAUUUGAAUAAUGAAGAUGAAGAUUCUGAAAAUGAAAAAGAAGAAGAAAUCGAAGAAAACGAGGAAGACUACGAUCAAUCUGAUAUUGAAAUGUUGGAUAGUGAUGAAGAAGAAGCUGGAGAGGAGGCUGCAAAGAAUAGAAGAAAUUUGCUACUCGGACUCAUUGGCGUCCAAGAGGACAAGAAUCGGCCAAGUUUGGCACCGAAGAAACGAAAACUUGUGGAAGAAGAAGAUGAAGAAGUUGAAACAGUCAAAAAUCAGAAGAAAAUGAAACAAAUUUUCGAGAAAGAGCUUAAAUCUAAAGAGGUGAAAAACCCCAAAAAGUCGAAUAAAAGUACAAAGAAGCCAACAAAGUCAGCUCCAAUUGUUAAAAAAGUUGAAGAAAAGAAAGUGGAGGAGAAUGAAGUUUCCGAUGAUGAAUCAGAUCAGAAAACUCUUGUCAUGAAAGUUGAUUUAUCGAAAGGUGGAAAAAUUGCAAAAGCACAGAAAUUUUCCACAACAGCACCAAAAUCAGCGAAAAUUGUUGCUCCGGUAUCAGAAGAUGAGAAUGACGAUGAUGAAAGCAGCUCUUUCUUUUUACCAAAAUCUGGAGUAGUGGCUCCCAGAAAAAUUAUACCAAAGAAGCCGUCGGAAAAUGUUGAAAAAGUUGACAAAAGAUUCCAAAAAGGAACCCAAAAAAAGUCAGAAGCUGUGGUUGAGAAGAAGAAAGGUUCAAGCAAAAGUGCAGUAUCUGGUGAAAUGCAUCCAUCCUGGAUUGCUAGUCAACUUAAAAAGAAAGAGCUCGCCUCGGCUAAACCCUGUGGAAAGAAAAUCACUUUUGGAGAUGAUGAAGAAGAAUAAUCGAUUAUUGUUGUUAUUCCUUGAUUGUUAACUAUUUUGUUAUUGUUAUAAUUUUUAAAUGAACUGUUUUUUCUUUUC
This is a messenger RNA of Caenorhabditis elegans, 1716 nucleotides long. It is a transcript of the gene srfb-1, whose product is annotated as Serum response factor-binding protein 1. The record is from RefSeq and is marked reviewed. Bases 1 to 1638 code for a protein of 545 amino acids. The transcript is spliced from 7 exons. Lineage: Eukaryota; Metazoa; Nematoda; Chromadorea; Rhabditida; Rhabditidae.